CCGUUAUUCCAAAAUGGCCGCGCCCCGUCGUGUGUUGUGGUUUGUAAAAUAGAGCCUUUGGUGUAACCGAAAUCUCUACAUUUUGGUGCACACCGGAAAAAUUCAACAUCUUCUAUUCUUCGUUGAAUCGAGUUCAUUGUGAAAUACAACUACAAGAGAGGGAGCCAAUAAGAUACAAGAUACAAGAUAGGCCUACAACAUGGAUGAGUCCGUGGAAGAGAAAUCCUUUGAACCUGGAUCGGCUAGAUUCGGCAAUUUUAUAAACUAUUAUAGCUUCAAUCCGCCUAAUUGUAGGCUGGAUCAAAUACCACCAACGCUUCUUCACGACUGUUUCCCGGAUAUAUCAAAGGAUACUGGUCUGGUCGCAUUAGACAUCGGAUGUAAUUCUGGGAGUCUCACAGUAGCCAUGUAUGAACAUCUGACAGCCAAUCAUCAAGUCCCACUGGAUCAAUUUCAUAUAUUAGCCUGCGAUUUAGAUCCUGUUCUUAUAGAGAGAGCUCAAGAAACUACAAAAUAUCCUCAUAACAUACAGUAUGUUACAUUAGACAUUAUGAAACAUGCCUUGGCAGAAGAGGUUAUGGAAUCAUUCAUCAAGAAGUACAGCAAGUCAAAACUUGACAUCACAUUUUGCUUUUCAAUAACAAUGUGGAUACAUUUACAGAAUGGUGAUGAUGGCUUGAAGCGGUUUUUAAAAGAGGUGGCAUUAAGAACACAAUACUUGUUGAUAGAACCACAGCCAUGGAAGUGCUACAAAUCAGCUAUGAGACGUGUUAGAAAACUUGACUGUGAUGAUUUUGUUCAUUUCAAGAACUUGAAAUUAAGGAAUCAAGUUGAAGAAGAGAUAAAUAAUUUCUUGAAGUAUCAAUGUUCAAUGGAAGUUAUGGCACAGUUUGGAUCAACACGUUGGAAAAGAAAGUUAACUCUCUACAGAAAUAAAAGGUGAAGGUUAUUGAAAUGAAA
Messenger RNA from Priapulus caudatus, 960 nucleotides. Its product is annotated as pre-miRNA 5'-monophosphate methyltransferase-like. Gene Ontology annotation, cellular component: cytoplasm. Gene Ontology annotation, molecular function: O-methyltransferase activity; RNA methyltransferase activity. NCBI's taxonomy places the organism in Eukaryota, Metazoa, Priapulida, Priapulimorpha, Priapulimorphida, Priapulidae. The coding region runs from base 200 to 943 and encodes 247 amino acids. Gene Ontology annotation, biological process: negative regulation of pre-miRNA processing; miRNA metabolic process. The record is from RefSeq and is a predicted model, not a curated record. The transcript has 2 exons.